CACCAAGAAAAGAGAAUGGCGAGAAAAUCCCUAGAAGAUUCUCAGCAGCCAAGCAGCGCCGAAAACAGCCAAAAUGUCGACGACUUGUUCAGCCCCAGAUUCAAAUCCGUGGCAGCCACGGCUGGAUGGGACGAGGAAGCCCUCGUCACCGCCACUCUCAUCGCCGAAGACACCCCAGAUCGGCAACGAUCUAAGCACAAGCCUCGCUCCGAUUCGAUAUUCAACACCACGCCAUGCUCCAUUUCGAGGAGGAAACGUAGGGUUCAGAGAAGAAGCCCUGUUUCAACUCCAAUUGCUCCAUUAAAUCUCGAAGAAGAAGAAGAGAUUUCAAAACAAGAGAGUGAGAAGAAAACAAAAGUAAACGAACCAUCUCCUCUUCAUUGUAUUGAUAAACUCAGAGAAGAGCUUUCAUUUGCGAUCUGUUUGGAUAUCUGCUUUGAACCAAGCACUACUCCUUGUGGACAUAGUUUCUGUAAGAAAUGUUUGAGAUCGGCUGCGGAUAAAUGCGGGAGAAGAUGCCCGAAAUGCCGGCAGCUCAUGAGCAAUGGAAGGUCUUGUACUGUGAACACAGUUCUUUGGAAUACGAUUCAGCUUUUGUUUCCCAAAGAGGUUGAAGCAAGGAAGGCUGCCGGUGCCUUAAACAGCAGCGAGGAAGUCGAGUGUCGAAGUCAGGAGAGUCGAACUCGUAGCAGCACGCGGAGGACACAAACUCGAGCUCGAGUUCAAGAUCCUGCAAUGGCUUCUAGCCCUCAGAGGGAGGAUCUUGCACGGCUAGUAAACACGAAUACGAACACUACGAGAAGAGGAACCCCUGUAAGGCAGCAACGAGAGAACGAUCUUUCAUGGUUAGUAAGCACCGGGAGGAGAAGAAGAGGGACGCCGGGCCAAGACGAAGACGCGGCAUUAGCUUUGAGGUUACAAAGAGAAGAAUUCAUGGAGGCUUUCAGGGGAAGCAGUGGCCAUGAUCAUCAGCAAGAGAGGAUCCCUCUUUCUUUAGCUAGAGAAAAUUUUAGAGCUAUGGCAUCUAGAGCCGUUAAUGGAGGCCGAUGUUGAUAUUCGAUCGACCUCGCGAAUUUGUUCACGAGGAAUGGUACAUUUUAAUUCACGGAUCCACUAAUCUACUGCGCAUCAAGGUUCUAUAUCUUACAAUUGAAUACAACAGGAUAUGGUUAGAGAUUACCUUCAUAUGAACAAAUGAGAUAUGAAUAUCCGGAUGGCAAUGUCCUCGGCACAGGCCUCUGCCUGAGGAGUCUUUAGAAGCACGUCGAGGGUUGCAAAUUCAUGAACCGCAUCCUUGUAUUCGAAAACAGGGGUGCGUCGACGUUUACACUACGAAGCGCCUCCGAGUAUGCAACAGCCCGGUCUCUCAUCCAAUCAUGUUCUACUACGAUCGUCAGUGUCGGGGGCAUGCGCUUCAGAGACCUGCCCGGGAUGAGUGAAUUCCCGGCUGGGUGGUUGAGGCUGAAGUAUUAUUCCUCGGGAAGAAAGAGUUUCCAUGCAAGCAAGCACAACGCCAUGUCGUAGAAGUAGGAGUUUGCCAACCUUGUUUCCGACUUUAUCGGAAUACUUCAAUGAAGAAUUGCGAGUUUUGAA
This is a messenger RNA of Hibiscus syriacus, 1593 nucleotides long. RefSeq names its product LON peptidase N-terminal domain and RING finger protein 3-like. Gene Ontology annotation, molecular function: ubiquitin-protein transferase activity; metal ion binding; nucleosome binding. Gene Ontology annotation, cellular component: nucleus; site of double-strand break. The transcript is spliced from 6 exons. Lineage: Eukaryota; Viridiplantae; Streptophyta; Magnoliopsida; Malvales; Malvaceae. Bases 16 to 1053 code for a protein of 345 amino acids. The record is from RefSeq and is a predicted model, not a curated record. Gene Ontology annotation, biological process: double-strand break repair.